ACAGGAGAUCCUUUGUCUAGGAAGGGCUAGGCUGAGAAGAUCACUUUGGAGUUGCUAAGCUCUGCAUUGCCAUUGGCUGCACUCUUUGUGGGGCUGUUUUUGCAAAAGGCAUGCCCAGCACGUCUACAGUGCUGGCAGGCCAGGGCUGCCUUUAAACACCAUGAUAAUAAUACCAAAAAGCAGUUUGCAGAACUGUUCCACUGUAGAGGCUUCCUCUGCAGAAGCAAGCAAGAUGGCUACCUCGUGGGCUUCGCUGUGAAGAAUGCAGAGGCUAAUUAAGACAGACUUUAAGGGGAAAAAAGGGUUAUAAAGGAAAACAAGAGGCCCCAGAGGGAAAAGAAGCCCAAAAUUUUAAAGGCAGAUUUUGUUAACAAACCAGUAAAUGGCCCCAAGUCAGAAUCCAUGGACUACAGUAAAUAUGGUCAUGGGGAAGAACAAAAAUCGGAAUUGAACCCACAUCCUGUUGAAAAUGUAACUAAAAAUGAAGAAAACAUGACAGGCAUCGAGGUGGAGAAGUGGACACAAAACAAGAAAUCACAUUUAACUGAUCACGUCAAAGAUUUUAGUGCCAAUGUCCCAGAACCUGAAAAAUCGAACAACUCUGAAGUUGACAAGAAACGAACCAAACCUCCAAAAUUGUUUGUACAAACCAUAAGAAAUGGCAUUAAACAUGUGCACUAUUUACCCACUGAACCAAAUGUGUCAUUUAAAAAAUUCAAUAUUGAAGCAUUCAGCAAGAAAUUGGAAAACAAUUCAUGUAAAUUCCUAAAAGACACUGCAAACCAUAACAACGCUAUGAGCUCCGUUGCUACUGAUAUGAGUUGUGAUCAUCUCAAGGGAAGAAGUAAUGUUUUAGUAUUCCAGCAGCCUGGCUUUAACUGCAAUUCCAUUCCACAUUCUUCACACUCCAACAUAAAUCAUCAUGCCAGCAUACACAACGAAGGUGAUCAACCAAAAACGCCUGAGAAUAUACAAAGUAAAGAACCAAAAGAUGGAUCUCCAGUUCAACCAUGUCUCUUGUCAUUAAUGAAAGAUAGGAGAUUAACAUUGGAGCAAGUGGUAGCCAUAGAGGCCCUGACUCAACUCUCAGAAGCCCCAUCGGAAAAUUCCUCCCCAUCAAAGUCAGAGAAAGAGGAAGAAUCAGAGCAGAGAACAGCCAGUUUGCUUAAUAGCUGCAAAGCUAUUCUCUACUCUGUAAGAAAAGACCUUCAAGACCCACACUUACAAGGAGAGUCACCAAAUCUUCAUCACUGUACAUCUUUGGGAAAACAAAGUUCGCCCAGCACGGUGGUUUUCAAUGGGCAAACUACUACACUUUCCAGCUCACAUAUCAGUUCAGCUACUAACCUAGCAUCCACAAAGUCACAUGAAUAUUCAAAAGUCACAAAUUCAUUAUCUCUUUUUGUACCAAAAUCAAAUUCCUCCAAGACUGACACCAAUAAAAGUGUUGCUCAAGGGAUAAUUGCUCUUGACAAUUGUUCCAAUAAUAUGCCUCAGUUGCCACCAAGAAAUAAUGAAGUGGGGUAUUGUAACCAGUUACUGGACAGCAGCAAAAAUUUGGACUCAGAUGAUCUAUUAUGUCAGGAUGCAGCCCAUACCCAAAUUGAGGAAGACGUUGCAACACAGUUGACACAACUGGCUUCAAUAAUUAAGUUCAAUUAUAUAAAACCAGAGGACAAAAAAGUUGAAAGUACACCCACAAGCCUUGUUGCAUGCAGUAUACAGCAAAAAUACAAUCAAGAGAAAGGCACAAUACAACAGAAACCACCUUCAAGUGUACAAAAUAAUCAUGGUGCAUCAUUAACAAAGCAAAAGAACACAACCCAGAAAAAGACAAAAUCCACCCCAUCAAGAGAUCGGCGGAAAAAGAAGCCUACAGUUGUAGGUUAUCAAGAAAAUGAUCCUCAGCAGUGGGAAACAUUGUCCUAUGCGUAUGGCACAGUAUGUGACAUUUGGAUUGCAUCGAAAUUUCAAAAAUUUGGGCAAUUUUGUUCACAUGAUUUUCCUACUGUAUUUGGGAAAAUUUCUUCCGCAGCCAAAAUAUGGAAACCACUGGCUCAGACAAGGUCCAUUAUACAACCCAAAACAAUAUUUCCUCCACUCACUCAGAUAAAAUUACAGAGGUAUCCUGAAGCAGUAGAGGAAAAGAUGAAGGUUGAACCAUUGGAUUCACUCAGCUUAUUUCAUCUUAAAACGGAAUCCAACGGGAAGGCAUUCACUGAUAAAGCUUAUAUCUCUCAGGUACAGUUAACAGCGAAUGCCAAUCAGAAAGCCCAUCCUUUGACCCAGCCCUCCUCUCCACCUAACCAGUGUGCUGACGUGACGGCUGGCGAUGACCAAAUACAAUUUCAACAGGUUGUUAAGGAGCAACUCAUGCAUCAGAGACUGCUAACAUUGCCUGGUAUCUCUCAUGAAACACCCUUACCGGAGUCAGCACUAACUCUCAGGAAUGUAAAUGUGGUGUGUUCAGGUGGAAUGACAGUGGUUUCUACCAAAAGUGAAGAGGAAGUCUCUUCAUCCAGUGUUGGAACGUCAGAGUUUUCCACGGUGGACAGGGCACAGAAAAAUUUCAGUGAUUAUGCUAUGAACUUCUUUACUAAUCCUACAAAAAACCUAGUGUCCAUAACUAAAGAUUCUGAACUGCCCACCUGCAACUGCCUUGAUCGUGUAAUACAAAAAGACAAAGGCCCAUAUUAUACACACCUUGGGGCAGGACCCAGUGUUGCUGCUGUCAGGGAAAUCAUGGAGAAUAGGUAUGGUGAAAAAGGAAAUGCAAUAAGGAUAGAAAUAGUAGUGUACACCGGCAAAGAAGGGAAAAGCUCUCAUGGGUGUCCAAUUGCUAAGUGGGUUUUGAGAAGAAGCAGUGAUGAAGAAAAAGUUCUUUGUUUGGUCCGACAGCGUACAGGCCACCACUGUCCAACCGCUGUGAUGGUGGUGCUCAUCAUGGUAUGGGAUGGAAUCCCUCUUCCAAUGGCCGACCGACUAUACACAGAGCUCACUGAGAAUCUAAAGUCGUACAAUGGGCACCCUACCGACCGAAGAUGCACCCUUAAUGAAAAUCGUACCUGUACCUGUCAAGGAAUUGAUCCAGAGACUUGUGGAGCUUCAUUCUCUUUUGGCUGUUCAUGGAGUAUGUACUUUAAUGGCUGUAAGUUUGGUAGAAGCCCAAGCCCCAGAAGAUUCAGAAUUGAUCCAAGCUCUCCCUUACAUACCUACUAUGAAAGAAUUACUAAAGGACGUAAUCCAGAAAGAAGACAUGUGAAACCGGAACGAAUCUGUCCGGGACACGAGGCCAUGGAAAAAAACCUUGAAGACAACUUACAGAGUUUGGCUACACGAUUAGCUCCAAUUUAUAAGCAGUAUGCUCCAGUAGCUUACCAAAAUCAGGUCGAGUAUGAAAAUAUUGCCCGAGAAUGUCGGCUUGGCAGCAAGGAAGGUCGUCCCUUCUCUGGCGUCACUGCUUGCCUAGACUUCUGUGCCCAUCCCCACAGGGACAUUCACAACAUGAAUAAUGGAAGCACAGUUGUUUGUACUUUAACUAGAGAAGAUAACCGGUCUUUGGGUGUUAUUCCUCAAGAUGAGCAGCUCCAUGUCCUACCUCUUUAUAAACUUUCAGACACAGAUGAGUUUGGCUCCAAGGAAGGAAUGGAAGCCAAGAUCAAAUCUGGGGCCAUUGAGGUCCUGGCACCCCGCCGCAAAAAAAGAACUUGUUUCACUCAGCCUGUUCCCCGUUCUGGGAAGAAGAGGGCUGCGAUGAUGACCGAGGUUCUUGCACAUAAGAUAAGGGCAGUGGAGAAGAAACCUAUUCCCCGAAUCAAGCGGAAGAAUAACUCAACAAUAACAAACAACAGUAAGGCUUCAUCACUGCCAACCUUAGGGAGUAAAACUGAGACCAUGCAACCUGAAGUAAAAAGUGAAACCGAUCCCCAUUUUAUCUUAAAAAGUUCAGACAACACUAAAGCCUAUUUGCUGAUGCCAUCUGCUUCUCACCCAGUGAAAGAGGCAUCUCCAGGCUUUUCCUGGUCCCCGAAGACUGCAUCAGUUGCACCAGCUCCAUCGAAGAAUGACGCAACAGCCUCGUGCGUGUUUUCAGAAAGAAGCAGCACUCCCCACUGCACGAUGCCUUUGGGAAGACUCAGCGGUUCCAAUGCAGCUGCUGCAGAAGGCCCUGGCAUUUCACAGCUUGGCGAAGUUGCUCCUCUCCCCACCCUGUCUACUCCUGUGACAGAACCCCUUAUUAAUUCUGAGCCUCCCACUGGUGUGACUGAGCCGCUAACGUCUCAUCAGCCAAACGAGCAGCCCUCCUUCCUCACCUCUCCCCAAGACCUUGCCUCUUCUCCAAUGGAAGAAGAUGAGCAGCAUUCUGAAGCAGAUGAGCCUCUAUCAGACGAGCCCUUAUCUGAUGACCCCUUGUCACCUGCUGAGGAGAAAUUGCCCCACAUUGAUGAGUACUGGUCAGACAGUGAGCACAUCUUUUUGGAUGCAAAUAUUGGUGGGGUGGCCAUCGCACCUGCCCACGGCUCGGUUUUGAUUGAGUGUGCCCGGCGAGAGCUGCACGCUACCACUCCUGUUGAGCACCCCAACCGUAAUCAUCCAACCCGCCUCUCCCUUGUCUUUUACCAGCACAAAAACCUAAAUAAGCCCCAACAUGGUUUUGAACUAAACAAGAUUAAGUUUGAGGCUAAAGAAGCUAAGAAUAAGAAAAUGAAGGCCUCAGAGCAAAAAGACCAGGCAGCUAAUGAAGGUCCGGAACUGUCCUCUGAAGCAAACGAAUUAAACCAAAUUCCUUCUCAUAAAGCAUUAACAUUAACUCAUGACAAUGUUGUCACCGUGUCCCCUUAUGCUCUCACACACGUUGCGGGGCCCUAUAACCAUUGGGUCUGAAGGCUUUUCUCCCCCUCUUAAUGCCUUUGCUCGUGCAGUGUAUUUUUUCAAGGUGCUGUUUUAAGAAAGUCAUGUUGUCGUUUACUAUAUCUUCAUCUCACCCAUUUCAAGUCUGAGGUAAAAAAAAUAAUAAUAAUAAUAACAAACGGGGUGGGUAUUCUUAACUGUGACUAUAUUUUGACAAUUGGUAGAAGGUGCACAUUUUAAGCAAAAAUAAAAGUUUUAUAGUUUUAAAUACAUAAAGAAAUGUUUUGGUUAGGCAUUAACCUUGGUAGAAUCACUCAGUUUGGUGCUUUCAAUUAAGUCAGUUUACUAUGAAACAAGAGUCAUUUUUAGAGGAUUUUAACAGGUUCAUGUUCUAUGAUAUAAAAUCAAGACACACAGUGUUAACUCUACACAGCUUCUGGUGCUUAACCACAUCCACACAGUUAAAAAUAAGCUGAAUUAUUAUUUCAUGGUGCCAUUGUUCCAACAUCUUCCAAUCAUUGCUAGAAAAUUGGCAUAUUCUUUUGAAAUAAACUUAUGAAAUGUUUUCUCUCUUAAAAUAUUUCUCCUGUGUAAAAUAAAUCAUUGUUGUUAGUAAUGGUUGGAGGCUGUUCAUAAAUUGUAAAUAGAUAUUUUAAAAGCACUUUCUAUUUUUAAAAGUAACUUGAAAUAAUAUAGUAUAAGAAUCCUAUUGUCUAUUGUUUGUGCAUAUUUGCAUACAAGAGAAAUCAUUUAUCCUUGCUGUGUAGAGUUCCAUCUUGUUAAUUGCAGUAUGUAUUCUAAUCAUGUAUAUGGUUUGUGUUCUUUUACUGUGUCCUUUCACAUUCAAAUGUUAGCAAGUCGCAGUAUAUAAAAUACUUAGAUAAUGAGAAGUUGUUAAUUAUGGAAUUAGGAAGCAUAUCACCAAUAUUGAUUAACAUUUUCUUUGGAACUAGGUAAGAGUGGUCUCUUCUGACUUGUUGAACAACUUCAGUUUAGUUUCAUCUUACCUUUCUCAUUAUAAUCCAUUAGAGGUAUUUCCAAAAGGAGAUGAUGGGACAGGAUAGGUUUCAAGAGUCAAAUGCUUCUAAUAUCUCAAGGUGAUAAAAUACAAAAAUUAAGUAGACAGAUAUUUGUACUGAAGUCUAAUAUAGUAUUAGGAAAAGAAAAUCUUGUUGAAAUAUUUUGAAAACCAAUUCCCUACUAUCAUCACAUGCCUUCCCAACCCCAAGUCAAACAAGAGGAAUGGUACUAUAAACAUGGCUUUGUCCAUUAAAAGCUAAUUCAUUUGUUUAUCUUAGCAUAUUAGAUUUGGGAAAAUGAUAACUCAUCUUUUCUGAUAAUUGCCUAUGACCUAGGUAACAGGAAAAAAGGCAUUACGUUUAUUUUAGUCUUCCCAUUUUUUUUCCUAUUACUUUGUUGACUCAUUUUAUUGCAAAACAAAAAGGAUUACCCAAACAACAUGUUUAGAACAAGGAGAACUUUCAAUGAAAUACUUGAUUCUGUUAAAAUGCAGAGGUGCUAUAACAUUCAAAGUGUCAGAUUCCUGGGGAGUAUGGAAAACCUAAUGGUGCUUCUCCCUUGGAAAUGCCAUAGGAAGACCACAACCGCUAACACUUACAAUUUUGGUGCAAAAGCAAACAGUUCCAGCAGGCUUUCUAAAGAAAAACUCAUUGUAACUUAUUAAAAUAAUAUAUGGUGCAAAGUAUCUGAUUUGAGCUUUUGACUAAUCCAAGUAAAGGAAUAUGAAGGGAUUGUAAAUAACAAAAAUGUCCAUUGAUAGACCAUCGUGUACAAGUAGAUUUCUGCUUGUUGAAAUGUAAAAUAGGGUAAUUCAUUGACUUGUUUUAGUAUUUUGUGUGCCUUAGAUUUCUGUUUUAAAACAUGUAUAUUUUUGUGAGCCUAAGGUUUCUUAUACAUAUAAGUAUAUAAAUAAGUGAUUGUUUAUUGCUUCAGCUGCUUCAAUGAGAUAUUUACUAGUAUUAUACUAUCAGGAAUACACCCUUGCGAGAUUAUGUUUUAGAUUUUAGGCCUUAGCUCCCACUAGAAAUUAUUUCUUCACCAGAUUUAAUGGAUAAAGCUUUAUGGCUCUUUAUGCAUCCACUCAUCUAUUCAUUCUUCGGGUCUACACUUAUUGAAUGCCUGAAAAAUCUAAGUGUCACUUUUAUUUUUAUUUGAAUCACCGCCUAUGACAUAGUAAACUUGAAGAAUAAAAACUACCCUCAGAAAUAUUUUAAAAAUAAAUAGCAGAUUAUCUUCAAAAUAAUCCAUGGUAACGUAUGCAGUAAUUCAAAUUUAUCUGUCUCUCAAUAGGUUUCUUAACAAUCUAAACUUGAAACAGCAAUGUUAAUUUUGGGGACUAUUGGGAUUUGUGAUACUUGCUGCAGUUUACCAAAACAAGUAUAUGAAAAUAUCUAGUAUCAACUGAAAUGUUUCCAUUCCAUUGUUGUAAUUAACAUCAUGAAUGGACUUCCUAAACUGAUCACCCCACUGUGGGAACCAAAUUGGAUUCCUAUUUUGUUGGACUCUCUUUCCCAAUUUUAGCAAUUUACCAUCUCAUUCUCUGCCCUGUGAUUUUUUUAAAAAGCUUAUUCAAUGUUCUGCAGCAUUGUGAUUGUAUGCUGGCUACACUGCUUUUAGAAUGCUCUUUCUCAUGAAGCAAGGAAAUAAAUUUGUUUGAAAUGACAUUUUCUCAUAAAACUGGUCAUCUAACAUUAUUUCUACCCCUCUAUUAUGUUUUGCUGUAAUGAUCACCUUUAACACUCUAAUUGGGUUUUAAAUCUGCAUUUGUUCAUAGUAUGAUCAUUGAAUUCACUGAUACAUGACCUCCUAGUUAGCCCAAUCAGUGCAUAAUAUGCUACAAACUCACCAACUUUAAUAAGGGAAUAACUCCUGUGUAUUGCAGAAUCCUACAAAAUAUCAUGUUGCCCCUUGAUAUUCCAUUUCCUUUGUCUUUUUUUUUUGGAGUGACAGAGUCUUGCUAUGUUGCCCAGGCUGAUCUCAAACUCCUGGCCUCAAGUGAUCCUCCUGCUUCAGUCUCCUAAAGUACAAAAAUUAUAAGCAUGAGCCACUCUACCCAGCCUAAAAUUCCAUUUCUAAUGGCUCUUGAGCCAUUGUUGAAAUUUCUUUUUUUUUUUCUUUUGCUUGUCAGUCUCACCUACCUCUUGCUUCCAAUUCAUCUACAAAGUACCAAAUAGACCAGGUCAUAAACAUAAUUGAAAUACAUUCUUAUCAGAAAGUGAGGCUAUUUGAAAAGGCAUAGAUAGCUGUAGGCAAAUUAUUGCAACAUGUUUACAUCUUAAAUAAAUGUCCAACAUCUUUGUUAUUCAAUCUGCAUGUUGAUAAUGUAAUUUCAUUUAUUAAAUUUAGAACUUCAACUAGAUGAGAUCCAUAAGUAAUUUACUUAAAACAUAACCUCAAUACGUAUUUAAUUGAAUGCAUACCCUUGUGUAAAUAAGCUGCUGAUUUAAUUCAUAUGACUAACCUAUUUUCUAACAUUACAGUGGACUCCUACUGAUCAUUUCACAAUAGCAUGUGUGAAAAUAACCCUGAACUAAUUUUUAAAACAAAUUAUAUUGACUUUAUCUGGGACAUAGGUAAGACUUUAUUGCAUGAAACUUCCACUGACAGUGGGCACGGCAUUUCCUUUGCAUGUGCCAACUAAAUCAGUGGCUGUAUGCAACCUUCAAUAAAUAUAUAGUUAUUACCUUCAA
Cebus imitator (Panamanian white-faced capuchin) is the source of this 8561-nucleotide messenger RNA. RefSeq names its product methylcytosine dioxygenase TET1. Gene Ontology annotation, molecular function: DNA 5-methylcytosine dioxygenase activity. The transcript has 12 exons. Bases 403 to 4884 code for a protein of 1493 amino acids. Gene Ontology annotation, biological process: positive regulation of transcription by RNA polymerase II; oxidative demethylation. Lineage: Eukaryota; Metazoa; Chordata; Mammalia; Primates; Cebidae. Gene Ontology annotation, cellular component: nucleus. The record is from RefSeq and is a predicted model, not a curated record.